This is a messenger RNA of Cimex lectularius (bed bug), 2795 nucleotides long. RefSeq names its product AMP deaminase 2. The record is from RefSeq and is a predicted model, not a curated record. The transcript is spliced from 15 exons. Bases 116 to 2407 code for a protein of 763 amino acids. Gene Ontology annotation, molecular function: AMP deaminase activity. Gene Ontology annotation, cellular component: cytosol. Gene Ontology annotation, biological process: IMP salvage; AMP metabolic process. Lineage: Eukaryota; Metazoa; Arthropoda; Insecta; Hemiptera; Cimicidae.
CUGUUCCAGUGAGUCAGUCGAGUCCCAGGCAUUGCGCUGACAACACCCGCUGGAUCGCGCAUGAAGCCAACGUCGGUGGACUAAAAACGACGCGUUUCUGAAUAAUAAAUCAACCAUGGACGACACGUGCGUCGCGCCGAAAUCCAACUCGCUCCACUUCAAUCAUUUCAGACCUGCUGAGGACGAGAGGCAGACAGACGAAAUCAAAGAAACAAGCGGGAGCGAUAGUCCGACGUUUUUAAACCAGUCUGGCCAUGGAAUGUUUGGGACAAGUGAGGACAGGCAGCUGUCUUGUUCAAAUGAGAUAUCCGCCCCUUACGAAGUCCCGCAGUUCCCUAUUGAACAGAUCGAGAGCAAGCUUGCUCGCCAAAGAGAACUUACCUCCAGAGUUACGAAAGAUUUCGUAGGAAAGCGAAGCAAUUAUGAGCCAUCGGUUGUCGGCUCGGUUACUGAUGCAGAGGGAGACAAAGCCUUCAACAUCGACGAACAUGAUUUCGUUCCCCACUUCCAAAGGGUUUCCAUCAGUGGAGAAGACACAAGUGGAGUGCCGUUGGAUGAUUUGCACCGUGCUUCCAAGAUGUUAAUCGAAGCCUUGUACAUAAGAGAACGCUACAUGGCAAUGUCUUUCCAGUCGUUUCCACUCUUAACAUCUCGCUUUCUCAGAACGAUUGACAAAAAGGCUCCAAACACUUGCUAUACACAUGAAGACAAAAAAACAAUUGCAGAUCAUCCAGUUCAUGCCCCGCAAAGUGUCGGAGAUCCGUGGGAAUGCGAUUUCCCCCCAGCAACUAAUUAUAUAAUUAAACCUAAAUCGGGUGUAUUUCAAGUUUACAAAGACCAGGAAUCUUUAGAAAAGGGCGAAGCCUUAGACUACAAAUAUCCAAAUUUAGCUACAUUUGUGACUGACAUGAACAAGCUUUGUGUCAUGAUUGCUGAUGGACCACUAAAAUCAUUUUGCUAUAGACGGUUGAGCUAUUUGUCUUCCAAGUUUCAGCUACAUGUACUUUUGAAUGAACUUCGUGAGCUUGCAUCACAAAAAGCUGUACCUCAUCGAGAUUUUUAUAAUAUAAGAAAGGUGGAUACCCAUAUACAUGCAGCGUCUUGCAUGAAUCAGAAACAUUUACUGCGGUUCAUCAAGAAAACUCUGAAAAACCAUUUGGAUGAAGUGGUUACGCAAACAAAAGAUGAGAAAAUGACGCUGAAAGAAGUUUUCCAAUCGAUGAAUUUGACAUCAUAUGACCUGACUGUAGACAUGCUAGACGUACACGCAGACAGAAAUACCUUUCAUCGUUUUGACAAAUUCAACGCCAAAUACAAUCCAAUAGGCGAGAGUCGUUUACGAGAGGUGUUCCUUAAAACUGACAAUUAUCUAAACGGAAAGUAUUUUGCAAGGAUAAUUAAAGAGGUCGCUUCAGAUUUGGAGGAAAGCAAAUAUCAAAAUGCAGAACUUCGUUUAUCUAUCUAUGGGAAGAACAUAAACGAAUGGGACAAAUUAGCUACUUGGGCCAUUACAUAUAAUGUAUACAGCGAUAACGUUAGAUGGUUAAUUCAAAUUCCACGUUUGUUCGAUAUCUUUAAAUCAAACAAGUUAAUGACAAAUUUUCAAGAAUUUCUCGAUAACAUAUUCAAACCGUUGUUUGAAGUGACAAACGACCCUCACAGUCAUCCUAAUCUGCACAGGUUUUUGCAAUAUGUUAUUGGUUUUGAUUCUGUCGAUGAUGAAAGCAAACCAGAAAAUCCGCUUUUUGAUAAAGAUGUCUCAACUCCAGAACAAUGGAGUGACAUUGAGAAUCCUCCGUAUGGCUAUUACCAGUACUACACAUUUGCAAACCUGACAGUUCUAAAUAACUUCAGAAAGGAAAAAGGUUUGAACACUUUUGUCCUACGGCCACAUUGUGGAGAAGCAGGCCCAAUCCAGCAUUUAGUAUGCGGUUUUAUGAUGGCAGAAAAUAUAUCUCAUGGACUUCUCCUGAGAAAGGUCCCUGUCUUACAAUACCUAUACUAUCUUGCACAAAUUGGAAUUGCAAUGUCUCCACUGAGCAACAAUUCACUAUUCCUUAACUAUCAUAGGAAUCCAUUGCCUGAGUAUUUGGCUCGUGGCCUCUGCGUUUCUUUAAGUACUGACGAUCCAUUACAGUUUCAUUUCACUAAGGAGCCUUUGAUGGAAGAAUACAGUAUUGCUGCACAAGUUUGGAAAUUGAGCUCGUGCGAUAUGAGUGAACUAGCCCGUAACAGUGUACUAAUGAGUGGAUUUCCCCAUGAGAUGAAGCAGUAUUGGUUGGGGCCAAACUACACGAAAGAAGGAAUCGCUGGAAAUGACAUAACUCGAACCAAUGUACCAGACAUUAGAGUAGCCUACAGGACUGAAUCUUUGAUUGACGAACUUUCAAAUAUUUUUAAGUUUUAAAGAAACAAAUUAAUGUGAUGAGUAGAUAGGAAACCAAUAUUCAAAUCAAUAUUUGAGUGAACUACAUUUGCUGAUAUUGUGAAAAGGGAAAAAAAUAGUUUAGACGUAUUUUCUUAACCUUUACAACCUUUAGAAAUUCACACAGUUACUUCCCCCAUUUAAAAAUAAUGGAAUUGAUAACCAAUAUACCUUUUAUGGCAUUACUCUUUUUCAUGAUUACAUAUAUUUUGUAUUUUGUCGGAUUUAAUAAGUUAUGUUUUCAAUUUUAUCAAUUUUUACAAUUUAUGUUGUGAAGCUUUGAUAUGUGAGAGAAAUAUUUUUAUAUCCUUUUAUGAUCUUUUCAUGUUUUUUUUUAUUUUAUGAUUUUAUUGGACACAAUUUAUAUUAC